Molecule: messenger RNA, 1402 nt
Organism: Erigeron canadensis
Lineage: Eukaryota; Viridiplantae; Streptophyta; Magnoliopsida; Asterales; Asteraceae
Exons: 14
Coding region: 1-1326 (441 amino acids)
Source: RefSeq, a predicted model, not a curated record
AUGGUUUCCAGUUCCAAAGGAGGUGGUCUUGUUCCCAUAACCAGGGCUUUUCUAUCAUCUUACUACGAUAAACACCAUUUUCCGCCUGUCUCUGAUGACGUUUCUCGUAUUUCCCAACAACUUCAUAACUUGUCGAACAAUCUACGCAACACAUCUCUUCCGCUUCCUCAAGGAGAAAGGCUUCUGUUAAAAGAAGUGGAGUCGCAGCCACCACAUAAGAUCGAUGAGAACAUGUGGAAGAACCGAGAACAGAUUGAAGAAAUCAUUUUUUUGUUGGAAAGCUCUCAUUGGCCUAUAACACUUCAAAAACAAUCUACACCUGAAGAUGUUGAACUUGCUCGCCUUCUUAGAAAGCUAAAAGCAAAAUUUGAAGGCAUUUUGAAGAUUGUGGAAUCCUUCCAGUCCAAAAGUUCUGAAAAUGUGUUCAACACAGUUAUGACCUAUAUGCCCCAAGACUUUCGGGGUGCACUAAUCAGGAAACAACGUGAGCGGUCAGAAAGGAAUAAGAAAGCUGCAGUUGAUGCUUUAGUCAAUUCUGGAGGAAGCAUACGUGAACGAUAUGCUCUCCUAUGGCACCAGCAAAUGGAACGGAGAAGACAAUUAGCUCAACUUGGUUCUGCUGCAGGUGUCUAUAAGACGGUUGUGAAAUACUUAGUAGGUGUGCCACAGGUUCUACUGGAUUUUGUUCGCCAGAUAAAUGAUGAUCAAGGGCCGAUGGAAGAGCAGAGGCAUCGCUAUGGACCUCCUAUGUAUGCUCUUACAAAAAUGGUGCUUAAUAUUCGCCUUUUUCUUUCUUUGUCAUGGUGGCGCUAUGAUGAUGUUAAAUUACAGAAGCAGCAAAUAUCCCUCUUAGAAGAAGCAGUUGAUGCCUAUACAUCUGAGUUGGAAAGAUUCCUCAGUUUCAUUGCCGAAGUGUUUGCAAAUUCUCCUUUCUUCGUGACAGCUGAGGAAGCCGGCGCAAUAGAAGCAAAUAAAAAUGAUUACAGAGAAGAAAGUAUUCCAGCUGGGACAACUUAUGAGGUCUCAUUGGAGGUCGAAUCGGUAAAUUCAUACAUUGCUUGGGAUUUCUCCAUUGCCCAAGGGAAAAUUAGCAUGGAUAUUGGAUUCAGCAUAGAGUAUACAAAUCCGAUGGGACAAAAAACGCUGAUACUGCCUUACCGCCGAUAUAAUUCUGACCAAGGUAACUUCUGCACAGUCAUGGCUGGCAACUACAAACUCAUUUGGGACAACUCAUUUUCAACAUUCUUCAGAAAGGCCCUGCGAUACAAGGUGGAUUGUAUACCACCAGUUGUGGAACCAGAAGAGGAAGAAACAGAAACAAUAUGAGUAUAUGACAUGUCAUUGUUACAAAGAUCAUGCCUAACCAUGAGUUAUAUAAACCACUAUUCAGGGUAAUCAAAUU